AUGCACCCACCUACGGUUCGUGUAGAUGGCUUGAAUUCUGGCCUAGCCUGGACAAGUGUUGGCGUUGUGCAGGGUGCACCGCCAGCUGCUGACAAGAACAAGCAGGCUGUGCAGGCACUGCGGCGCCUGGUUGACCUCAAGGAGGUCAUUUGUCAAGAGGACAGGGCCAAAAGUCCGCAGCUCCCUGGGAGCUCUGUGCUGGUGCACAGCAUCGCCAGUGAAGAGCUCUUCCCCCCCGUCAUGCUGGACGACCUGGCAGGACAGGCGGCGGAGGCUGCGAGCACAGCAUGCAGCCCAAGUCUGUACUCUGCCGGUGCGGCUGGAGGAGGUGGUGGCGGCAGCUCAACCACGGAUGAGAGAAUGCGACAGCUCGUCCUCGAGAACCAGGCUUUGCGGGAGGCAUUCGGAGACACGCAGAAGAGGUUGAUGGAGCUGGAGGAUGAGAGACAAUGCUUCCUCGACGAGGGUGUCUAUGAUGUGGUAAACUCCAUCUGUGGCCAAACCGGGCUUUCUCCCAAAGCGGGCCUUACUGGCUUGAUGGGCGACGCGGACAACCACACCACCAAGACCAAUGGUGAUGCUGGUGCCAUCACCUUCCAUAUUGGCAGUGUGGACCCGUCUGCUGACCUGCUGGCACUUGCGGGUUCACCGGUGGCUCCGACGCCUUCGGCUGACCUGUUGGCACUGGCGGGUUCGCCGGCGGCCCUGCCGCUGUCGCCUCUGUCUCUCGCUCAGAUGGUGGCGAAGAGGUCGGAGCAGGAUCUUCGGUCAGCAGAGCUUAGUGGUGAGAACGACAAGCUCAGACGUGAGCUUGAGCGAACCACGAAGAUACUGGAGGUUCUGGAGCAGCAGAGGCAUCUGGCAGAGGACAAGAUGUUGGCACUGGAGCAGGAGCAUGCGGUGCUCGUGCGAAGACUGGCGGAGAUGGAGGGAGGUGCACGGUCGGAGCUUUCUUCCGGCUCCUUCGAGGUCGGAACCGCCCAGUCUCCUUUAGUACUUGGAGGAUCAUGGGACUUAGUAAGUAAGGUUAUAAGUACCUUACUUGGGGUUAUAAGUAGUUAUAAGUAUAGUUACCUUAAUUAUAACCCUAGUUACUAA
This is a messenger RNA of Symbiodinium sp. CCMP2592, 1098 nucleotides long. NCBI's taxonomy places the organism in Eukaryota, Dinophyceae, Suessiales, Symbiodiniaceae. The record is from the annotation of a GenBank genome assembly.